UCGCACCCAUUGGUUCGGACGUCGGACCCAAUAUCCCCGCAAGGGGAAGAAGUGUCGUUUCGCUUGGCGGGACACAGAAGAGAACCCUAGAAAGGCGGAGGAGCUUCAGGGUGCCCCCCACUUUGAAACGUGGGGUUUCCCUCCAACCGGUGGCAAAGAAGAAGUAGCAGCGGCAGCCGAAGAUGUCGUCUUCCCUCCGAUGUUUAUUCCGAAGCAGUUGUUCUGCGGACCCCUGCAUUCGAUCAUUUCUUCGUCGGUCCGCUCUGAUCCGUCCUUCUUAUUAUUCUUCGCAAUCUUUCUCGGCCCCUCCUUAUGGAGCUACUAGCACGGAAGGAGAAGAAAUCCCCACGUCUGGAAUCAGCCGACCCCUCUCGGACAUCCUGAAGGAGCUCAACAAGAGGGUGCCGGAUUCUCUAGUGAAAACGCGAGUUGAGGAAGGAACGUCCAUCAAAUACAUCCCCUGGCAUAUUGUGAACCGGAUAAUGAAUGUACAUGCACCAGAAUGGUCUGGUGAAGUAAGGAGCAUCACCUAUUCUCCUGAUGGCAAGUCCGUCUCUGUUGUUUACCGUGUGACCCUUUAUGGAGUUGAUUCAGAGAUUUUCAGAGAAUCGACUGGAACAGCGUCUGUUGAUGAUACAAGCUAUGGCGAUCCAGUACAGAAGGCUGAAGCCAUGGCAUUUCGCAGAGCUUGUGCACGAUUAGGGCUUGGGCUUCAUCUUUACCAUGAGGAUGCCAUGUAAAGGAAUAUCCACAUAUCUUGGCUUCGUAGGGUCGAAUCCUUGAACUUUGGUGGUCUAUUUGGAGCCUGCACAUUCUGAAAACUUGUAUAUUUUGGACAGGUAGAGGCCCGUCUUCUCACGGGCCUCUGCUUGGUUCUCUCCUUGCCUCUGUAAUGCUGGCGUGGAAGUGACAUGGGUGUUAAUCUUUCCGAGUGUUUCUUGUUCA
Molecule: messenger RNA, 945 nt
Organism: Nymphaea colorata (pocket water lily)
Lineage: Eukaryota; Viridiplantae; Streptophyta; Magnoliopsida; Nymphaeales; Nymphaeaceae
Product: DNA repair RAD52-like protein 1, mitochondrial
Exons: 5
Coding region: 183-740 (185 amino acids)
Biological process (GO): double-strand break repair via homologous recombination
Molecular function (GO): DNA binding
Source: RefSeq, a predicted model, not a curated record